AUGCCUCCUAUAAAAUCAGAAGUCAUCCUUACAGGAAUUGAGAAUUGGGAUGACUGGAAAGCGUUUAUUACAACUAAGAUUCCGGCAGAUAUCUGGGCUGCAGUUAAGCCAACCAACAGAACCAAGACGCUUAUAAAUGAGCCAAGUCGUCCACAGGCAUCCGACUUCAAUGAGACAGCUGAAACUGAAGCCGAUCUAGACGCAACACAGAUCAAGGCCUUCAAAUUGUCAUAUGAAAUCUGGAAAGAAGAUAACAAGACCUACGAAAAACAAACAACCGGCCUGCUCAAAGCAAAAGAGGCAGUCUUUGCUAGUGUGGAUGAGAAAUUAGCCCGCUACCUAGACCCAGAAGACAGUUUAAUCGACUGGAUAGACUGUCUAGCAAGAGCAGCCAAAGCCGAAGAAACAAAGGUCAUCCAGAACCUCGCAAGAGAAUAUAGAGAGCUUCUUCAGUCAUUUAGUUGCUCUGAUCUUAAGACCUUUGAAGACUGGAUCUGGAAGUGGGAAAACUACCUGCUAAAGGCAGCACGGCAGCAGAUGCUAGAAGUUAAAGAAGGUCGUUGGCUCUUUGACAUAGCAGACCUAAUGACCAAGCAUAACACAAGCUUUUCGGAUAACUGCAGGCAAGUAGCCAACAGUACAGCAACCACAACAAAGGAAUAUGAAAAUGCACUUCAAGUAGUCGCUGCACAGAUCAAAGAAAUUGAAUCCCCAAACCGAAAUAUCCUACGGAAUGAUCACCUCGAACGGCUACAGAUCGCAAUAACAGCUAUACAGACAGCCAAGAAACCGCUGGACUGCAUGAAUGCUGGCCAAGAAUGGUCCAUUGCAGAUGUGGCUGUUAAACUGCGAAGCUGGGCUAGCUCGGCCUUGUCAGCACAGGUGAAAACACCUAUUAGACGGGGAACAGCUUUUCAGGCUACUGACAACGAACAUAACGAUGACGCCGGCACAAGGAAGGGACGAUCUAGCAGGAAGAGACCUAGGUCAGAAGAGAACGAAGGAAGCGAUAAAAGACAGGCCACCAGUUGUGAAGCCUGUGGGGCUCCUUGGCAUGACCUUAAUUCUUGCUGGAAUGCGAUCCCUGAAUUGAGACCAAAAGGGUCUACGCCGAACGAGCGUUGGGUUGGCGUUGUCAAAAGAGCAUUAGCUAAAGACCCGGAGUUAAAAGCCAAAGUUGACAAGAUACGAGAAGCAGCUAAACGCAAAGCCAAAGAAGAGGAUGGAUCAGACUGA
Metarhizium guizhouense ARSEF 977 is the source of this 1236-nucleotide messenger RNA. The record is from the annotation of a GenBank genome assembly. NCBI's taxonomy places the organism in Eukaryota, Fungi, Ascomycota, Sordariomycetes, Hypocreales, Clavicipitaceae.